CCAGUCCGAAAGAAACAAGGUCUGUUUCAAAGGCAGAGAAGAGAAAGAAAAGGUAGCGUGUAUUGUAUAGGCCAUGGAGUUGGAGCAAGAUAAGCAAGGAGUAGAACUCCACCUCCUUCCCCGUCCAUCGUCUGAUAAUAAACCCAACGGCAACAGCAACGGCACAAGGCCAAAGCGUUUCAUAAAGAGCCAAAUCCCCGAUUCAAUCCUAAACGACCCCGUUCUCAAUGCCGCCAUAUCCAUUCUCCCCUCCAACUACAACUUCGAGGUCCACAAAUGCGUCUGGCGCGUCCUCUCCACCAAAGCUAAGCGCGUCGCUCUCCAAUUCCCUGAGGGCCUCCUCAUGUACUCUCUCGCCCUAUCCGACAUCUUCACCACCUUCGCCGGUGUCUCUCACUGCUUCAUCCUCGGCGACGUCACCUACGGCGCUUGUUGUGUCGACGACUUCUCCGCCAUCGCACUCGGCGCCGAUCUUCUCAUUCACUACGGUCAUAGCUGCCUUGUACCCAUUGAUUCCACCACCAUCCCUUGCCUUUACGUCUUUGUUGAUAUCAAAAUCAACGUUGACCAUUUCGUUGAUACUGUUAGGCUUAACCUUCAAUCUUGCGCCAAAACCCUAGUACUUGCCGGUACCAUUCAGUUUGCCUCUGCAAUUCGGGCGGCGAAAUCUGAACUCGAAAAUUGUGGGUUUAGGGUUUUGAUCCCGCAGUCCAAGCCGCUCUCGGCCGGUGAGGUUCUCGGGUGCACUGCACCCAAGGUGUUUGAUGAUAGUGGUGAGAGUGUUUUGGUGUUUGUAGCGGAUGGAAGGUUUCACCUUGAGGCGUUCAUGAUUGCAAAUCCGGGGAUUAAGGCCUUCAGGUAUGACCCUUAUAUGGGGAAGUUGUUUCUGGAGGAGUAUGAUCAUGUGGGUAUGAAACAAUCAAGGAAAAAUGCGAUUUUGAAAGCAAGGGAAGCUCGGAAUUGGGGUGUUGUUUUGGGGACUUUGGGUAGGCAAGGGAAUCCGAAGAUUUUGGAGAGAUUGGAAAAGAAAAUGAGGGACAAAGGAUUCAAUUAUACUGUGAUUUUAAUGUCUGAGAUAAGCCCUGGGAGGAUUGCUCUGUUUGAAGACUCUCUUGAUGCUUGGAUUCAGAUUGCUUGUCCUCGAUUAUCAAUUGAUUGGGGUGAUGCUUUUAUGAAACCAGUUCUUACUCCUUUUGAGGCAGAGAUUGUGCUAGGAUUGAUACCUGGUUGGUGGGAGAAAACUAAGGUGCCAAAACAGUGUUGUGAAGAUGGUUUGGGUUGCAAGAAGAGCGGUUCUUGCUGUGAGUGUAGCUGCGGAGAUGCAAAGGGAACGAGAGAUUUUGGUGGUGAUUAUCCGAUGGACUACUAUGCUCAAGAUGGCGGGGAGUGGAAUUCCUCUUAUGUGAAGAAGUCCUCUCGUCCUGCAAGGAAAAUUUCUAUAUCUUCUGUUGCUAAUACUGUCAUUUCCCAAGAUUCUUAAAUUUGCUUUGUUAUAACUCUUUGCUCCAAAAGGGUAGAGGCACGAGUUUAUUGUUUUAUUAUUAGCUUUGAUUUUUUAAGAUGAUUUUUGUUCUCUUGGUACCGCUGUGAAUAUUUGCCAAGGAGAUGUUGAACGCCAUGGCGUAGUUUAUUAAUCUCGAGAUAUGUUAUAACGCGUUUUGGAUAUGUUGCUUUAUUUUCUGUUAUCAGUGGGAUCCUGGAUUGCAGAUUUCAAAGCUAGGGUUGAGAU
Gastrolobium bilobum is the source of this 1729-nucleotide messenger RNA. RefSeq lists its product as uncharacterized. The transcript has a single exon. The record is from RefSeq and is a predicted model, not a curated record. Gene Ontology annotation, molecular function: 2-(3-amino-3-carboxypropyl)histidine synthase activity. Gene Ontology annotation, biological process: protein histidyl modification to diphthamide. Lineage: Eukaryota; Viridiplantae; Streptophyta; Magnoliopsida; Fabales; Fabaceae. Bases 74 to 1480 code for a protein of 468 amino acids.